Ostertagia ostertagi is the source of this 285-nucleotide messenger RNA. The record is from the annotation of a GenBank genome assembly. NCBI's taxonomy places the organism in Eukaryota, Metazoa, Nematoda, Chromadorea, Rhabditida, Trichostrongylidae.
AUGCGUGGUGGUAACACCGCCGUGAAAAAAAGGCGGAAGCAUUUGGUCGAGUCAGGUACCCGGCAUAUGGAAGACGGGCUUGCGAUGCUGCACAACCAGAAGGAAAGCCGGGCCUCUUCGAGAACGUUCUGUUGUUGGAUGAGUCCGAGUCCCGACUGUGAAGAACAUAAGCUGGCCAACGAUAACCAUAUCGAAGUGGUGCCAUCUGAAGUCGUCAACGCUUCACCGCCACCAUCAACAACGUCUACUCCUUGUACAGGAAAAAACACUGCCCCUAAUUGUUGA